AUGCUGCCAACUUCUCCGCAAAUGGUUUUAAAGUGGACCGAAGUCUGUAGAGAAGACGAGGAAAAUCCAACUCUUCACGCCAGAGUUUGCAGCGCCCAUUUUUCUGAUAACUGUUAUCAACGAGAUUUACAACACGAGUUGCUUGGACUACCUUUAAGAAAAAAGUUAAAACAUGAUGCCGUACCAGACUUGAACUUGCCUGUUAAAAUUAAUAAACAGAAAAAACAAGUUCAUAAAUCUGUAAUUAGGUACAAUCAAGUACAGAAAGAUGCAUGUGUUCCCACAAAAAAUAAAAUCAGUGAGAACAAAACUAAAACAAAAAAGCAACCAAAUUUUAAAAAUGAAAUAGCAAAAAAUAAAAGUGCAGGUAAAAAAGUGGUGGAAAAGCAACAAAAUAUUACCAUAAUUGACAUUACUACAGACGAACCAAUAGUAAGACGAAAAAAUGUAAUAAAAAAGUUGCCAAAUUUAACCGCAGUCAAACAUAAAACAGAAAUGAAACAGAAUUUGGUAAAAACUAAAAGCAACGAAAAAAUCAUUGCCAAAAAACAGCUUAGCACAUUAGAUAUGAAUAAAAUUAAUAAUUUUAAAACUACAGAAGUGCAAAAAAGAAGCAAACCUAAUGAAGAUAUGAUCGUUUUUAAACAUAUUCCUAUAAUUGAAACUAAAUUAAUAAAACCCAAUCCAAUAAAGACUAGAAGUAAUAAAGCACAGCAACAUACUGUUGGUGAUAAUAACGGUUUUAAACAAAUCACUGAAAAAGAAAUAGUUUCCAAAAGUAAAGAAUAUAAUGUAAAAAGUACCAAUACUAAUUACCAAAAUCAAGCAUCAAAAGAAACUAAUAAUAAUAGCAAAGUGGAAACAUUGGAUAAAAUUAUUAAGUAUGAUAUUACGAACACUAUCAAUCAAGAAUUACAGGACAAUUUAAUUGAUCAAUUUGAUAAAAAUAACGAUAAAAUAAAAAGAAUGCCAAUGAGGUCGAGUAUUAGAAUUGCGAAAAAGAAAUCAAUCGAGUCAUUAAGUGAUUCUUUUACGGAUAAGGUCAAUAAUAAAAGAGACAAUAAUCGCGAACGAUUUUCUGAUAAACUCAAGUUUAUGGCCAUGCUGCAGCUGAAACACGAAAAAAACAAUCAUGCUGUGGUCGAUUUGGAUCAAUUUUUUGAAUGUUUAGUCGACGAAGAGAAUUUUGGGUAAGUUAUUU
This is a messenger RNA of Psylliodes chrysocephalus, 1201 nucleotides long. The record is from the annotation of a GenBank genome assembly. NCBI's taxonomy places the organism in Eukaryota, Metazoa, Arthropoda, Insecta, Coleoptera, Chrysomelidae.